This is a messenger RNA of Chiloscyllium plagiosum (whitespotted bambooshark), 12596 nucleotides long. Lineage: Eukaryota; Metazoa; Chordata; Chondrichthyes; Orectolobiformes; Hemiscylliidae. The record is from RefSeq and is a predicted model, not a curated record.
GUAAAGCAUUGCUCCCAACGGUGCGUGACGUAAUGUGGGUAUUGUGCAGUCCCUGGCAGGUUCUACGCUGGAAUAGGGGAUCGAGACACAACUAAAGUGCCAGGCAAGAUUGCAGGAUUUAUAUGAUGUCUGCUCGUGCAGUUGACAUGGAUGAUGAAGAUGGACGUUGUCUGUUAGACGUAAUUUGUGACCCUCAGGCUCUGAAUGACUUCUUGCAUGGUUCAGACCAGCUCGAUGGCGACGAUCUCCUUGAUACGACAGCUGAUCCUGCCAGCGCCUUCUUCACUGAUGCAUCUCUUAAUGUACAGGAUACGACUGUUAAUCAUUUGAACAGCGGGCAGACUCAGAAUUCCUCCAGCGCAGUCGAUCUCGAUUUCCUGGAAGAUGAUAUCCUUGGGCCAUCUCCUGGUUCCAACUUGCAGAAUUCUGACCAGCCGUGUGAUAUCUUGCAGCAGAGCUUGCAAGAGGCUAACAUCACAGAGCAGUCUUUAGAAGAGGAUGCUGAUCUAGACAUUGCCUCGCUCCAUUUCCCUUCCUUGCAGCCGGUAUCACAGGCAGCUGAUGCCUCCCAGCUUUUCUCAACUAGCACUGAUCUGAUUGGUUUGCAGCAGCAGCCCACAGUCCUUGCCCAGCAGACUCUGAUCCAGCAACAGACCAUAGGCGGCCAAGUUGUGAACAAGGCCAUCAACGUACAGCCCUUUUUGCAGCAAGUCGGACUCGGCAAUGUGACCUUGCAGCCCGUCUCGAAUCUCCAGGGGCUGCCAAACGGAAGCCCGUCCGGGGCAUUGGGCAUCGGGCAGAUCCAAGUGGUUGGGCAGUUGUCAAACCAGUCAGUCAUGACCAUCAACCAGCCGGCACAGCAGAUCAUCACAAAGGCUGGGCAGCCUACCCAGGUGACCACCGUGCCGGUCGGGAGCUAUAUAUCUUCGCCGGCCUCGGACCAGCAGCAAGUGGCCUUGAACUCUGCUGGGGUCUCGCCGCCCAACGCUGGACUCGUGCUCCAGAAGAGUGCCCCUCCUGGAGCAUUGAAUGGAAACUCUCUCUUUGCUGGUACAUCCAUCGCUCAGGCAAAUCAGGCGCUGACGGUCAGGCCCACCAUGAGCAAUCCCAUGACGCAGGCUCCACUCUCAGCCCAAAACGUCAUCAUUCAGAGGACCCCGACUCCAAUCCAGCCAAAGCCAACGGGAGGAGUCAUCCAGCACAAACUCUUUCAGAUUAGCUCGAAGCCGUUUGCUUCCACCAAUACUGCACUGACCAUCCAGAAUGAAACUUCACUGCAGCAGCAACAGCAACAGCAGCAGCAGCAGCAACAGCAGCAACAACAAAAGGCCCAACAGAAUGUGACUUUCAUGGCAGGGAAGCCUGUGCAGAAUGUGGUUUUCUCUGCCUCCGGGACUGGGUUCCCCCAGACUAUCUCCUCCAAUGUUUUCAAGCAGCAUCAGGCGCAGCAGCAAGCCUUGGGCAAAUCCCUGAGUCUGCACCUGCAAGGUGGCAGCAUUGUCAUUCAGCCUCAGCAUAUGCAGCAGGCUAUGCUUCAGAGUCAGAACCAGUUCCUCCUGCAAGGCCAACUGUCUGGUGCCUCAGCUGUCCCUCUUUCCCAACAGCUCUCUGCCUUGCAGGCAAAUGUGGGCGGGCAGAUACUGACUGCCCAGUCUGCUGGUGGUCAGGCGCCCGCGACCCACAUCAUUGCUAGCCAGGGUCCGGCCGGUCAGCUGAUCGCCAACCAGACCUUGCCGGCUCAGAUCUUGACCAACCAGAACAUCGCCGGACAGCUGAACUUGAGCCAGGUAAUAGCAGCCCAGAAUGCUCACGGAGCAACCCAUAUCUUGUCUGCUCCCAUCCAGCUGCAGCCUGGCCCCGUGGGUCAGUCUGCAGUCUUCCAGAUGCCAGUGUCUUUAGCGAAUAGUCUGAACCCUCAGACAUCAGCACCUGUCCAGGCAACCCUGGCCGGUGGGGCCGUCAACCAGCAGAGCCAGUCGGCUGUCGUACAGGGAGUGACACUGCCCAACCAGGUCACCAUGCUGAACAGUGGAGAGAGUCUCGGACAGUCAGUGAGCAUCCAACAGCCGGCCAGCAACGCCCAGGGCUCCAGCGUCAUCCAGCAGCAAGCGGGACCUGGCCCUGGGUUAAUGGCUCUUGGGAAUGGGCAGCCCUCGUUGCUGACUGUCCAGACUGCCAUAGCAUCUCCAGCUCAGCCAUCGCAACAGCAGCAAUCCGUCCAGGCGCAGUUAGCCUCAGCCCCUCAGUCCAGCAGCAGCAGUAUGGUGCAAACCCCUGGGAAAAUUAUUAUCAGCCAGCAAGGAUCUGCGGGAGUCAUCAGCCAAGAUGCAGCUGACAUGUUCUUCCAACAGCAGGAACAGAAACAGCAGCAGCUUUACCAGGCGGCUCUGAAACUCCAACAGGAAAAAGGCCUGAACCAGCCGUCCCCUCACAGCUUAGCACCGACUGCCACCACGAGCAGCGUCCCUGCCUCGGUUAUCGUCAGCAGUAGCAUGGGGCUGGCACCGGCCACGCCUGCGGGACACGCGGACUCCAAAGGACAAACAGUGUUGCCCUCGCUGCCGAACACUCCGUUCCAGCAGAUACGGGCUGGACAGCAGAUGGCCACGGGACAGCAAAAGACAACCUUGCAGCAGCUCCCGGUUACUUCACAGUCACCUCUACCUCAAACGCCACAGAAUGACGGCCAGCUCCAUCUACAGAUGCAGUCGCCACACCAAAUGCAGUCUCCCCAUCAGAUGCAAUCACCGCACCAGUCACGUCCACCCUCACAGCCUCAGCCUUUGUCGAGACCUCCCUCCCGCCCUCAGUCACGUCCGUCCUCUCAGCCCCAGGUGCUGUCCAGGCCACCGUCGGAGCCCCUUUCCCGCUCUUGCACGCCAUCCCAGCUGCCCCUUCAGCCUCUGUAUGUGAUUCAGACCCAGGUCCAGUCAUCCCCGCACGGUGCCCCCCAGGGGCAGCACCCGAUGAGGCCUCCGUCACAGCCUCAUGUGCAGGUUCAGUUCCAGAACCCCUCUCAGCCUGAACCCCAGCCCCAGUCUCAAGCCCAGCUGACAUCUCCCACCCAGAUACACCUUCAGGUCCAGCCCACCCCUCAGGUCCAGAGCCAGGCCGAGGUGCAGACCCCAUCCCACCUCUUGCACCCGUCCACAGCUCCGAGCCAAGUCCCGAGCGAGCAUCAUCCAACACAGUCUCAGUCACAGCACGUCCAGCUCCAGCUGCACUGCCAGUCCCAAGCCCAGGCCCCUCUGCAGCCCGUCUAUCAGACGCUGCAUCUCACAACGGAGCAGCAGAACCGGUUCCAGAUGGUUACGAGCCAACUUCAAUCCAUGUCUUCGAUUCCCAACCCCACCGACCAGCAUAAACACAUCAUGGAGAAGCUGCAGCAGAUGCAGCAUAACAUAAUUCUACAAGCCAAACAGUCUGCAGCGAACCAGACUGUGAGUGGGCUUGGCCCACUGAGCAAUCAGGCACCCACCAUGCUAAUCAGUAGCCAGGUGCAGUCUCCCAGUGUGCCAGCUCAGGUACAUACCACCUCAGCCAGUAUGAAAUCCCAGCCUCAUGGGGGAGGUCAAGCAGCCCUAGCAACACUGCUUCAACAGACAUCCGUCCUUGUGAAGACAUCUUCAGCAGGUACCACGACCACAACAAGGUCUCCAGACAGCAAAGUCAUCUCGGGGGGAGUACCUGGAGGCACCUGCCACAUCCAGCAGGGAGCAGCGGUCCCUAUACAGAUGAAACCUCUUGCACAGCACCAGAUUCAACCAGCCCUGCAGACUAAACCUGGAGUAAUCAGUUCAAUUUCUGGUCUGAAUAUGAACUUGACCAAAGGACCUAUCCAAAUCCAGCUUCUUGGUAAAGGACUAACACAGUUAAUGCCAGCGACCUCUGUCCCAGCACAUCAGAUGGAUAAUAAAUUGGGAGGAUCGAAGGUGCCAGUGUCCCUGAAACCAACAAAGGAAGCUGUAAUUAAUUGUACAGAAACCAACUAUACUCUGCUGGGAUGUCAGAGGGUAUUCUUACAUUCGUUAAGACUUUACAUAUCUAGAUCUAAUCUCCCUUCCCAUGCCAGUUGUUUUAAGAAUAUAUAUUUAAUAAUUGAAAUCUGUAGCACUAAAUGUUCCUCUGUUUCAGUGGAUGAAGAAUUUGAGGCUGUAUCGACGCAGUUAUUAAAACGUACCCAGGCCAUGCUGAGCAAAUACCGAAUGCUGCUGUUCGAGGAGGCCAGGAGAUUGAGUCCAUCAGCUGAGAUGGUGAUGAUUGACAGGAUGUUUAUCCAGGAAGAGAAAACCUCCCUAACCACCGACAAGCAGCUGGCAAAAGAGAAACCUGAUGAAUAUGUGGCAUCUUCCUCCAGAUCCCAUAGCCUGGCUACCUCUUCUCCAUCCCCCUCCUGUAACACUUCAGCUGCUUCACUGGAAACCCCUCGGGCUCCCGCUACUCAAACAGCCACACAGAUCCACCCGACAAAGUUGGUCAUCAAGCACUCUGGAGCCUCGCCUUCCGUCUCGUGGGCCAAGGACGGUGACGACGAGACUCUUCACACCCGAAGUCGGCCACCUCCGAUGAAGACGUACGAGGCUCGAAGCAGGAUCGGCCUGAAGCUUAAGAUCAAGCAGGAGGCAGGGCUCAGUAAGGUGGUUCACAACACUGCCCUUGACCCCGUCCAUCAGUCUGUCAGCACAAGCUCAGUCAUCAAAAGCACCGAAUGUUUGGUGGCAACCAGUGUCAGCCAGAUGAACGGGACUCUCGAACACGCGACGCCACCCCCAGCUGAGAACAAGCCACCUCGCAGUGCCAACUAUUGUAAGCUGCCACCGCGCAAGACGUAUCGGGAGAACGUGCAGUCACUAUCAGCUGAUCGAACUGCUGGGACCCCAUCUCAGGGUGGGACUGUUAGGGAGGACAGCAGGAGAGAAACUGUGUCCAAGUGUGAGGAAUCUUCCAAAAGUGUCAUAGCCACUUGCAAAUCUGCAGAGAGUCCAAAGGUGAGAACUGCAAGAGGCAGACCUGAGGAGAGCGCAGUGGUCUCGAGUCUCAGUAGGAAGGCUCGAACACAUACACACCACCUGCCUCCCAAAUCGGAGGAGCCUCCUGGAGGAAGAGCCGAGGAUGGCACUGGGGGACUCAUGAAGGAACUGUCGGACGUUGAGGACGAGUUAAUCAUCAAAGCAGACCCUCCGGACGGGCCCUGGGAACUGGCACUCCCACCUGCCAAGCGGAGUAAGUCCGAGUCGUUCGACAUGGACAAUGCCAGUUUCUCCAGUGACAGCCCUCAGGAUGACACGCUCAAUGAGCAUUUGCAGAGUGCUAUUGACAGUAUCCUGAACUUGAGGCAACCGCAGUCCGUGUCAGUCACUCAAAACCCAGUGUCGUCUCCGUACAAUUCCUCAGAAAUGAACUCUUCGCCCUUUUCCCCCACUCCCCACUCAGACAGCUAUCUUGCACCCAAUCACAACGGAGGCCUUGGAGCUAGAACUUACACUAGAUGACUCAGUCUGUUCAACUCGUAUUUUUCCCAACAUUGGUACGAUGUCUGUGCUGUGGAACCACAACACAGCUCAUUAAAGAGAGAGUAUCCCUUUAUGUGAACCUACCGUUGUGGUAUUUUGUAAGCAUUGCAUCCAAAACAAAAAAAGAUCUUUCUCAAUGCAUUCUUGAGGCUUUUAACAUUAGUUAAAGAUGCAGUGAUAACCGUCCAGUGUAACCUGUGAUGAGAUUGCCGACUCUCACAGAGCUUGUACCUGUUUAUUGUUUAGCAGGUUGCUUGGAAGGGCCAGAGGCCGGGAGAAGGCACAACACAGUUUGCCUUUUGGGGGCCCUGUGUCCUUGCUUGAGUUCAGAGUUCAAGGGUGCAGCAACCUAAAGGUGUGAUUCAUAAGAGUUGGUUUGUGAUGAUAAAUUCAAAGGCUAACUAGAUGAUUGACCAAUGUACCUUAACCAAAAAAAAAAACAAAUCCACAUACAUAUGGUUUUCUCAGUCUUCCUUGGAGUGUGCACAAUCGUUCUGAUUGUGGGAACAUUCAUCAACACGUAAUGGAGUCAAAAGUGCCAGUACUUGUGUGAAAUGGUUUCUCCUCCUUCCUAUGGGACCUUGUAUUUUCUCCUGUCUCCACCCUGGGAGGUAGACUUGGGAUGUGGCUUUCUGGUUUUCUCCUUGCCGCCAAAUGUCAUGUUGGCCCUUGUUAUCAGCUGAUGGUCAAAGCUGUGUUAACACGCUGAUCUCUGUGAAUAGCGGGAGGGGACCUAUGUAGCAUUGAUACAUACUGCAACCAUAUUUGAGCCACAAUCCAAGAUCCCAUGUCCCCUCUCUACACAGUCUGAGCUGUAAUCUCUCAUUUAUAUGUAGCAUCAUUCCCUUCAGUGCCAGCCUUGCCUAAGUUCUCAACUCCUUCGUAAAUGCCCCCUUCCUCCCCUCAGCCACUGAAAUAACUACAGGCCUUGGCAGUAGGAUGGUUUGGUGAAACCCCCUUUGGUAUUGCAGUUGGUCACUGAAUAGUGCAGGACCAACCUACCCAUGACUUUUCCAGAGUGUUUGAGUGUGUGGCCCCUGUGUAUUUAUGGUUUUGCCUGGCUGUUCUGGGCACAUGACUUAAGUGAACUGACUAGUCCGUGGCCUGUAGAGGGACUGUUCAGUCACUGUGUGGCUGCACAAGUUUGAAUGAAGGUAAAGGACUCUGUUUUCAGAAUUCCCCCAUCUCUCUCAAACCCUCUGCUUUAAGAGAUUGUCUUGUUACAUCACCCAGGGUUACCUAGUGUCACACACAUGGGCGUGUCCCUGAGAUUUUAUUGGGACAGCUCAGUUUCUCCUCCCUGAUCCACUCCAUUUGGCUUCCUGACAUGUCCAUCAUCUCAGUUUCACGCCUGACAGUCCUCCUGUUGAUCAGUCUUUCCAAGUUCACCACCUUUUCUGGAACUUCUCAUGGCCUGUUGAAAUGUCUGGGUUUUUGUUGUUGUAUUAAUUUCCCUCCUGGGUUAUUCCCGUCAGCGUGCUGCAGAUAAACCUACAAUUUCUAGAGACUCCAGGACAGUGCUAGGGUAGGUGGGGGGCCAAUUUUAAAACUCUCCUGUUUUGUUUCGAAAACUGAAGUGAUAUCAGGUUGCGUGAAGAUUUUGGAGUUAUCACUGAUUUGGAGCAAGUGCAGAUGUAUCCCAGUGUCUCACACGCAGAGGAAGCUUUAUUCAAUAACAAUUGAUACACUCAAGAAGGGCCAUGUGUUUCUGCUGGGGAGGGUGCAAAUUCUGCCAACGCGCAUAACCUCUGGCAGAAGGGGGAAGACUGGAUUAGAGUUGGGAAGGGAAAUGUAGGAUGUCAGGUGCAAGUUAAUUGAAACAUUUUUCUGAUAUAUUUAUAAUAUGAAUUCUGUUAAUUGCUGUUUAUCACAAAUUAAUUAGAACUGGGCAGCGUGUGGGUUUAUUUGCUUUCAGAAUUGAGAUUGGUCAACUUAACGUCAAACUGUGUCAGCUUCAGGGAUACAGCCAGACUAGGGGGUGGGGGAAUUCCAGGAGCUGGGCUUCUGCUAGUUCCCAAUUGAAUGUGUUUUGAUGUCUUCAAUUGUUGUGCAACAGUAAAUAAGGUCAACUCCAAGGUACAGGAGGGAGUAUCCCUGUUUUUAUUUUGAUUUCUGAAGUAAGUUGGGGCAGGGUCCUGUAUGGGGUGGGGGAAGUAAUUUUAACAAGACCAUGGCAUUGGCUGUUUCAGGAGAGAUGUUGAUCUUUCUGCAGGUUCUGAGUUACAUUUUCAUCUGAGAAGAAAAUCUUGUUUUUUUUAUUAUUCAUUCUGGGGUUGUGGGUUUUGUUGUCAGUGCUGGGGUUUGCUGUCCAUCUUUAAUUUCCCUUGAGAAUUGCAUGGCGUAGAGAGACACAAGGAGUAAACGUUGUUCCCAGAUGUUGCCUCCAGUAGGGUAAUUGACAAAGGAAAGUUAUCUCGAUGUCAUGAUUGUUCUUGUGUGAGUACAGCAGUACUUGUGUAAACAUGCAGGAUUCUGCUACCUGUUGCUUUAACAAGUAUUGCUGGGGCAACAGAAUUAAACACUCUGCCUCUCCAUGAGAGAUUAUAACAGCCAGCGGCAGAGUUGGACCCUGCCCGUUCACCAGUACGAUAUGAGGUACUUUAAUUAAAAAAUUGUCAUCAGAGGCCCCAGUCUGUCUUGUCAGACUGUGCAAGCUAACUUGACAUCUUCUGGCCCUCUGAUAUCCUACAGGUCCCAGUGGUCAACCACAUCUUUGUGACAUUUCACCUGUUGGUUGGAUGUCCCCAUUUGGAGCAGACAUUUGCUUUACAGGUUGAAACACUGGAAUUUCUUGUACUCCACCACUUACACAGCUGUUAUGAUCAGUAAAUUAAUUUAAGAUUCUGUUGAUUUAAGAGAUUAGCAAAUCCCUCAAUUCUCGAAUGUUUUCAAAGGAGUUUGGGCAAACUUAAUGAGACAUUGUGAUGUAAAUUUCAGUAGGGGCUAGGUGGUUGCUUCUCUUGCAGAAUUGUCUGUGUGUGUGUGUGUGUGUGUGUUUCACCUAUACUUUUGCGUUUCUCCCUCUCCCCCCUUACAUGACAACACACCACAUCCCCCACCCCCAUCCAAAACACACUGGGAAGUACCCCUGUGUAGAUUUAGAAUUUUUUUUGUUAAAUAUAUCCUGAUAUAAGGACAUAAACUGUUGAACUGGGGGUAGCCUGGUUAGCUGCUCGAAUACAAUAUUAAUUUGCCACCAGCUCCACAGAUGGUCAGCAUACAUCAUGCUUUACUUUAAAACAAAAAGAAAUUGAUGUGAAGAAUUUUGAGUGUUGAUGAUUAUUUAAAGGCUUAUUUCAGAUGAACUAUUAGUUUAAAAGAAGACCCUGCCUGGGAGUAGGCGCUGGAGUCCAGUUAGGAUAAUUGUAAAUGUAUGAUUUGGCUAUUAGGCUUUCAGUAUUCUCUUUGAAACCAUUUUCACGUUGAGGGGGUGGGCAGGGACAAGUGUUCCAAUACUGAAUGAUUGGAGGUCCCCACUGUGAAAACUCAUUUCUUGAAAGAACCGUUGUGAAUGUUAAUUUUCUUCACACUUUUGGGCAUGGUUUCAUUAUUCUGAUCGGCGCCAACUCUGUGUCCACGUCUUCAGUCUUUAUCCCUUUUUUCUCCCCCUCAAGUAAACUCUCCAAAUUAUGUAAAAGCAAAAUAUUGUGGAUGCUGGAAAUCUGAAAUAAAAAGGGUGCUGGAAAAAAUAGUGUGUCUCUCCAGCACUUUGUUUUUAAUCUCCAAAUUAUGUUCCAUUUUUCUGUUAGAACAAUACAAAAUUUUGCCUUUUAUUUUGGCAGCUUUAAGUGUCUGUGAUUUCAAACAGACCCAAUUUCCAGUGUUAAUGAAAUGACAGCAUUAUCUAUAAACCUCAUUAUGGAACCCGGAGCUUUUUUUUAAACAGCGAUGGUAUCCUUUUUUGUUGCUCUGUGUUGGAAUGGUCUUUUUGCAAAAGUUGGACAGCAAGUGUCAACAAGCUAUUUGACUGCAGAAUGCUUCACGUGAACCUGGUUCUGACCUUGUUUGGUGCCCAGGUUCACCUCUCCUAUCAUUAGGAGAAGAUAGGAGCUGGGAUCCUGCAGGACUUGCACCUUUUUUUUAAAUUUAAAGUCUGUGCCAAUGAAACACAAGAUUUAUAUAAUAUAAUCUCAAUUAUCAUUUGUUUUUGCCUAAGGAUUGAGGCUGUAAGGGUUAAUGUCAAUCAGGAUGGAGUUAGCUAAUUUCAGUGGGGCUUGGGAUAGGUUAGGGGAGAGGGGCAAAACUGCCUUUUAGCAGGAGAGGGGAAGGAUGUGUUACAUAAGUGAUUCAGAAUCAUGCACUGCAGGAUCGCCUUCAACAUUUUAUUUACUGAUAUCUGCUAAAGGUACAAGCAUCCCCUACUCUGAGGGUAUUUAACAUGACGGCUGGGCGCAGGUUGAUGGAGAAAUAGUGCAGUUGCUGUUUUCUAACUUUCUUAUCAGUUAGGAUUACAGUUGCAAAUCUUCACCAGUGCCACAACACCCACCACCCUCCCUGCCAUCCUCUUUGACAGCCUGUAAACUCUAAUCUCUUCUCCUGUUAAAUCCUGGUCCUUAAUUGGACUUUAUGUGGCCCCUUUGGAGUUGGAUUUGUUAGUAAAUACUUUGGCAGAUUUACAAUGAGAUGUAGAAUGUUUUCCACCUUAAGGCCCAAUCUGUCUGAAAAUGUGGACUGAAUGCUGCACCUUUUCUAGUUUUAAAUUUUUUUAAAAAUAAUUUUCUUUCCUUCCCUUCAAUGUUUCUUUCCCUCCAUUUUCCUGUUAGCCUUAAGUUUCCUAAACCCCCUUCACCUCCAUCCAAUCAGUUCACCUCUCACCCCUCCCUCCCUUUUCAUUCAUAUCUUCAUGAAUUUACACUCUUCCACAUUGUGUGCCAUUUGUGAAAAAUAAUGUGCCAAUUAUUAUCAGAGUUCAUUAAUUGUCAUUUUUAAAACUUGAGUUUGUUGUUGCCUUAAUUAGUUUGGUUGGGAUGCUGCAGAGUAAUUCUGUACUUAACCCUUCCCUGUUCUGGGAGUAUUUAAUGGGGACAGUGCAGAGGGAGCUUUACUCUGUAUGUAACCCCUUGCUGUCCCUGUCCUGGGAGUGUUUGAUGGGGACAGUCUGGAGGGAGCUUUAUUCUGUAUGUAACCCCUUGCUGUCCCUGUCCUAGGAGUAUUUAAUGGGAACAGUAUUGGGAGAGCUUUACGCUGUAUCUAGCCCUUUGCUAUCCCUGUUGUGGGAGUGUUUGUUGGGGACCGUGUAGUGGGAAUUAUUUUCAUCUGAAGAAACUUAUGGUAGCGGCUUGGAGAGAUAUCCAGUGACCUCUUUAAUUUAAUUAUGUUUUGUGGAGAAAUUGAAAAUGGCAACAUUGCUUUUGUUUUAACGAUUAGAUGAGUGUAGCAGUUGCAUGCAGCAGUUUGAAAGCACAUGGUUAGCCUCCCUGUGUGCGGAGCUCCCAUUUGAAUGACCUGAGAGCUUUGCUGAAUUGUAUCUUUUAUCGUUGAAGUACAAGGGGUCCCCCAUUUAUUAACGUCCAACUUCGGAGUGUGAUCCCAUACAAGGAUGUAAUUUUAAAUAUCCAACCUGUGAACAUUUUCUGUACUUAUGAACAGCUGCUUUAUACUGUCCUGCAUCGUGUUCCGACUUCAAACAGACUCAGGAAUGGAGCACGUUCACAUCUGGCAUUGACUGGACAGUCCAGGGUUUGCUCUCUCCAGUGAUCACUCAAGUUGUCUCCUUAAUUCAAACAUAAGCCACUUUUGAUUGAAAAUCCUGUUCUGGAAAGCAGUAGCAGAAAUAAUCAUCUCCAAUGUUGCUUCUCUCUUUCCAACAAAGAUAGUCAAUAGUCCUUCCUAAAUGUGUGCCACCCAUUGAAGCCCUAUCCCAUUCUAGUUUCAAGUUUGGUUUGACUUCUCCCCCUCAGAACCACUUCUUGUCAGGAACUCUUUCUAGACUGAGGAAUUCCUAAUUUCAAUCCAAAACUUGCCUUGUCAGACUACUGAAGCUGUUAUUAGUUUUGUUGCAGUUUGAUUUUAUUGACCCCCUUUGCUGUUCAUUUGUGGCUGGUGGAUGCCUGUUGUGGCUUCUCUGCAGAGAUGCCGCGGGUGUAUGAAAGGAGAAGCGACGAUUGAGUUUCAUGCUGUGUCCGCAGGAACUUUGAUCAGGAUGCAGUCAUUCCUCAGUGCCCGAAGAACAGCUGCCUCUGUAUUUAACCAGAAGCCUCUGUUUUCCCAGUGGAGGUGUUGGAUGUUAGUGAGAUUCAGAGUAUAUUGUGCCAUUCCAUGUUAGUGCCACUAUGAUUGUAAUUCAGGCAAAAGUUUGGGGUGAUAGUUGCCUGUUAGAAAUCAACAUUAAUUCCGAGUGCGUGUAUUUUGUUAUUGGGGUGAGCAACCACUUCAAUGCUCUCGAUUCGCCUGUGUACUACUAACUAGAACACUCUGAGUCGGCAGAUUCAGCGAAUACACACGAAUCCAGGUGUUUAAAGGGAUACUGUCUCUUUUCAGCUGAUAUUAAUUCUACCUUGAAACAAAAAAAUACUGAAAAUCUCUCGAGCUCCCCCACCUCUUCCCCCACCCCCAACACACCGCACCACACCACAAAAACCUCGCCUUUCUAACUGUGUCUCGCACCCUAACAUUCCUGCAGGGGGGAGGUCACAGAAAACAGUGUAUUGCCCUCGCAGUGUUCCCUGAGUUUGGAGGGGGUUGGGUGGCGGGGGGGUAGGAAGAAGAGAUGGGGAUGUGAAGCCAUCACAUCCUGCCUAUGCUUUUUUCACCUGCAGACCAAGAUGAUUGUAUAUAUAAUAUUGAAGAGAGGUCUCAUCGAUUUGUUAUUCUGUUUAAAAGAAGGUUUGUUUUUGGAGAGGAUAUUUUCAGCAGUUAUGUUCCAGGGGGCCUUAACCUGCGAAUCAUUCAAAAAUAAAGUAACUGUCAAUGUUCUGUCAAUAAUGAAGGAUGGUGAUUGAAAGUACUGUGACUUUUGAUGUCUCCCUUCGCUGUACAAACCCAAGCUCCUUCUCUUAAAAACAAGUGAACAUUUUUGUACACAUUUAUAUUAAGCUAUUUAUUAAACAAAAUGUUUUGUAAUAAACAAAAAUCUUAAAAGAA